Messenger RNA from Zea mays, 1741 nucleotides. RefSeq lists its product as uncharacterized. Gene Ontology annotation, biological process: protein transport. Lineage: Eukaryota; Viridiplantae; Streptophyta; Magnoliopsida; Poales; Poaceae. The transcript is spliced from 6 exons. The coding region runs from base 504 to 1469 and encodes 321 amino acids. The record is from RefSeq and is marked validated.
UCUACAAUGAGUUAUCUAGAGCUACAGCAUAGGGUACUGGAAAAAAAAAUCUCAUCGACUCUCUCCUGAGUCCUGACUCCUGACAUCUCCGAUCGUCACCGUCCCCGUCCCCGGCGCCGUCCCUCUCGCUCUUGUCCUCGGUGCCGCACCUCCUACAUCUCUGUCUCACCGCUUUAGCACGGCCACCACGCCCGCCUGCGCUAGAUCCCAUCUGAAGCCGGCGGCCAUCAUACCCGUGAGCGCUAGCUGGGCUGCAUCUCUCACCUCCACAGCCAGCAAGCGAGCGUGGUUAGCGCCGCAGUGGUUUCACCGACCUUAGAUCGGGCCGUAAGCUCGAGGACUGACCUUAAUUUCUUGAGCUUAAGGUCUCAGUGGGUUUAAUCCCGUAGUGUAUGAGGUUGACCUUUAAAGGCCUUACGGCCCCCUUGUUUCGCACGCUACAGAUAUCGAGCUGUUGACAUCUGCGGGUGCAUCUGCGGACAGCCUUGACGAGGCUGCCGACGAUGUCGUCUCUCAACUCGCUCUUCAACCGCUCCACCUUCGGCACAAAAUGCAAAACAUGUUUAAAUCUUGUCAUUUCAAGAAUCAAGCUGCUGCGCAACAGGAGGGAGUUACAACUAAUAAAUAUGCGCAAAGAAAUGGUUCAAUAUCUUCAGACUGGCCAGGAAUCAAUCGCGAGGAUUCGAGUGGAGCACAUUAUUCGGGAGCAAAAUAUAUUGGCUGCCUAUGAGAUCGUUGAGCUUUUCUGUGAAUUUGUUCUGGCAAGAGUCCCUAUUGUUGAGGUCCAAAAGGAAUGCCCCUUAGAACUGCGUGAAGCCAUUGCUAGUAUAAUCUUUGCAUCAGGAAGGUGUUCAGACUUGCCUGAGCUAAUGCAUCUCCGUAAUUUGUUUACCACCAAGUAUGGAAAGGAGUUUGUUGCUGGUGCUAUGGAAUUGCGCCCCGACAGCAGUGUCAACCGCACAAUAAUUGAAAAGCUCUCGGUGAAGGCUCCAUCAGGUGAUUCAAAGCUAAAAGUCUUGAAAGCUAUUGCCCAAGAGUACAAUAUUGAAUGGGAUUCAUCUAAUACUGAAGCAGAAUUCAACAAGAAAUAUGAAGAUCUACUGGACGGCUCGGGAUCUUCGGUCCACCAGAUCCAGACACCUAUCAUUGAGGGCUCAGUGAGCUCACCAGUUGUUUCUGCUCCAAGAGAUAAGACGCCAGCAUUGAAUUCACCUGUCAUUGAUGCCGAAAAACACCAAGUUCGCGAAUCUCCGACUUCACCAGCUGGAGGUGCAAGAGCUGGUGUUGUCACUAAGGGCAAUGUGGUAACCAUGGGCCAUCACUCCCCCGCUGAGGAGAUGCCCUCCACCAGCCCAAGUUCAUCAGACGCGCUGGAGAAAGCCCGAGCUGCUAUUGCAGCUGCCACCCGCGCAUCUGCUGCUGCUCGCGCCGCAGCUGAACUUGCAAAAGUUAAAAUUACAAAUCAAUGACACCUCCAGUUCGGGCAAGGCGUGUCAGGAAGUUUAAUCUGGCAACUGAUCACCAGGACAGACUGAAAUGUAUUUCAUUGAAUAAAUUGUUACUGUAUAUUCCCUUUGUGAGCACUUGGCACAUCAUAUAAGGAGCGUGGCUCCUCGCCUUUCUUCGAAUGUACUCAAAGAGAACUAUCUGGAAUGCAUAAUGUUGCAUUUACUGUUCACUAGUUAGUUAUUGUAUCAUUACGGUUUUUUUACAAUACAAACCAAUCUAAAUUGCAGUGGUU